Humulus lupulus (European hop) is the source of this 2637-nucleotide messenger RNA. Its product is annotated as L10-interacting MYB domain-containing protein-like. The record is from RefSeq and is a predicted model, not a curated record. The transcript has 5 exons. The coding region runs from base 162 to 1019 and encodes 285 amino acids. NCBI's taxonomy places the organism in Eukaryota, Viridiplantae, Streptophyta, Magnoliopsida, Rosales, Cannabaceae.
CGACCCAUUUUUUUCUCAAUCUAUUUCUCAAUAAGAAUCUUCUCUCUCUAAUAUUUGAUAUCUUGUAUUUGCAUGGUAAAGGUUCUUGGAUCCAUAUAAAAAUGGCGUACUGACUAAAUCAGAAUCUUAGGGUUGGAUUUUUCUAAUAAGGUCUUACCUAGAUGGCAGGCGUUGAUAAUGAAGUUCUUAUUAUUGAGAAUAAUGAUGAGGCUUCUGUUUGGACUCAAAAGCAUGAAGAAAUUUUCAUUGAACUUAUGGAAGAAGAAGUCUUAAAGGGAAAUAAGAAUACCACAACCUUUACCAAGCAAUCAUGGAAAUAUAUAAAGGAGGAGUUUUGUGGACAAGCAAAAAGAAAUUAUAGUGAUAUGCAACUAAGGAACAAAUACAAUCAAUUAAAGCAAAAGCAUAAGGAUUUUAAGUCUUUACUGAAAGAGACUGGUAUGGGAUACAAUGCAGUGACUGGAGAAGUUAGUGUGACAGAUGAAGUUUGGGAUAAACUUAUUCAGGUUAACAAGUCUGCUAAAAGAUUUAGAAAGAAAGGCUGUAAGUUUUAUGAGAAAUUAUGCACUAUCUUUGGUGAUACCACUACAACUGGUUCCAAUGCUCAUCCUUCAACUCGAAGUCCUUCUAAUGAUGAUGAUGCAACGUCAAUAAGUCAUUCUACUAUGAAUGAAGAAAGUGGUUUUGAUGAGGAUGGUAACAAAAGAAGAGGUAAAUCAACAGCCACUUCGAACUCUCGAUCAGUAAAAAUAGCAAAGUUCUCAUCAGCUUUGGCAGAUGCACUGGCAACAUAUAAUGAAACUGCAAAGCGAAAGACAGAAUUGAUAGAGAGAUCAAUGGCAACAUCUGCAUCACAUUACUUAUUGGAUGAGAGUGUUAAAGCUCUUAAUCAAAUUGAUGGAAUUAGUGGAGAAGUAUACGCAAAAGCUAUUGAGAAGUUUGAGAACGAGGUGUCCAGAGCAUUGUUUCUAAAGAUGCCAGAGCAUAGAAGAAUAGAUUGGUUGCUGAAUUUGAAGUGAAAAAGUUUAGACUUUGUUUAGCUAUGAACAAGAUGACUUUAUUUAGCUAUUAACUUUAGUUUUGUUUAGCUUUUGACUGGAUGACUUUGUUAAGCUAUUGAUUGGAUGACUUUAUUAGCUAUUGACUGGAUGACUUUGUUUAGCUAUUGACUGGAUGACUUGUUUUGCCUAUUUUGUUUUAUGGUUUGACUUUGACUUUGAGUAUUUAUAUAUUUUUAUAUAUUGAAUGUAAAAUUUAAAAGUUUUUUCUACUAUCAGGAUAAAAUGUCUUUAAACGUUGCUCGGUUCAACAAGGAUAAUUUACUGGACAAUUCAGAUGAUGAGUUUGGAGAGAUUUUGCUAUAUUUUGCUUGCGAGGAAUAUAAUCAAUUAUAUCUAUCCAAGCAACCUUUUAGAAAUUCAGCUCUUUCAGGCCAUGAAUAUGUUAUGGAAGUGUUGCACGGGCAUUGGAGUAGGUGUUAUGAUUUGUUAAGAAUGAACAAAGAUGUCUUCAAAUUAUUUUGUGGUGUUCUAAAAGAAAUUUUUUUAUUGAAGAACUCACGAUAUCUGUCUGUUGAAGAACAAGUGGCUAUGUUCUUAUUUGUGAUUGGCCAUGAUGAACGACAUCGUGUGGUUGCUGAAUGAUUUUAGCACUCCAUCUCAACCACAUCACAUUAUUUUAGGAAGGUUUUGAAGGAAAUAUGUCGUCUAUCCAAAGAACUAAUUACUCCACCUUCAUUUGAUGUAACUCCUCCACAAAUUCGAUUCGAUCCAAGAUACUAUCCAUUUUUUAAGAAUUGUGUUGGAGCUAUAGAUGGGACUCAUAUUUCUGCGCAUGUUCCAAUUGAUGAACAAAUACCAUAUCGAGGUCGAAAAGUGGAUACAACUCAGAACAUUAUGUGUGUAUGUUCAUUUGACAUGAAGUUCACAUACGUUGUUCCUGGAUGGGAAGGAUCAGCUAAUGAUGCACAGAUUCUUCUAGAAUGUGCCACAAACCCAGAUUAUGGAUUUCCAAUGCCGCCCCAAGGAAAAUAUUAUCUUGUUGAUUCUGGCUAUACAAACAUGCCUGAUUUUCUUUCAUCAUAUCGAGGAGAAAGGUAUCAUUUGGGCCAAUACACAGAUCUUAAUCCCAUAGGCAAAAAAGAGCUCUUCAAUUAUCGACACUCUUCCUUGAGAAAUGUCAUUGAGCGGUGUUUCGGCGUGUUGAAGGCUCGCUUUCCAAUCCUAAAACAAAUGCCUUCAUAUGAUCUAAGAAUACAAAAGUACAUUGUCAUUGCUUGCUGCGAGAUUCACAAUUUUAUAAGGACAAAUGCAGAAGCAUAUGUAUAUUUUGAUGGGGGUGAAGGAAAUUCUGAAGUACAGGCUACUACUUUACAAAGCACGGAUGGAACUUUGACUGAUAGUGUAGAGUUCAGUAUUUCUAGAACUCAUAUACGUGAAAUGGCUCAUGUUCGUGAUGAAAUUACUGAUCAUAUAUGGAGAGCUAGUCGACGAUAGUGAGAUUGAGUAAAGACAUUAGUUGAUUGUUAUGACUCGUUUAAUACUUUACUUUAAGUUUGGACAAUUAUCAGUUCAUACGUUUUUUAUUUUACUAUGUAAACUUUAUUGGAUAGAUAUUAAGUUUUGAAAUUUGAGAUUA